UUCUUUCCACCCCACUUUAGGAAGUACUGCUAUUUUAGCUUUCGCUGAGGUCAGAGUUCAGAGGAGAGCGUUAUUAGGAAUAAUGUGCAGAAAUGAGCAGCAGUAAGAGUAAGAGAUUUGUGAGUGUUUUUGACCGACUAGGACCUGGAACUGAUGAGGCUGACAGUGGCGGUGGCAGUAGCCGACGGUUCUCCACAGAAAAGCAUCAGUCCCCAGUAGACAAGCCGUCCAGACACAGCGGCAGCUACUCCCUCUCCUCCCCCGGCCCCGAGCAGCUACCACCCAGAGAGAGAAAGACUAGCGGUCAGUCUGAGUUUGAGGACAAGAAGCACCAGCUCCAUUAUCGUGAGGGAAGACCACGCCCCCUGGACCACCCACAUGAAUCAGACUCUGACGAACGAUUAGAACGCAGAAAAUUACCACCAGUUAAAGGUCACAAGAGUAGCGGGGCUAAGCAGCGUGGUGGAGGGAAGCACAGGGGGACCUCCAGUGACAGCUCUGAUAGUGACAGUGGCAGAGAAGGCACUAAACAACAAAAGAGAGACUCGGAAAGCCUCAGACGCUCUAAACACGAGGUAGACGCUAAGAGACGAUAUCAUGAUAGGAAAGACAAGCCUUCCGGGGGCACGCCAGUAGAGGUCAAAGGUCGUUCCCAUGGUAAAGAUAUGGCCACGCCACACGAGAUUGGAGGACAUAAACGACGAAAAGAAGAAAGCUACAGUGAGCCUCGAUAUGGAGAUAGGAAACGAAAACACGAUGAUGACCUUUCAUCCUAUGACUACAAGAAGGCUCGACUAUCAGAUGCCCCCCUCCAAUCCCCACAUAGGAUCAAAGGUGAACUGAUUGAGCACAAGAGGAGACACGAACCAUCACCACGGGAACGCAGACAUCCACGCUCACAUACCCCCGAGACCACACCCACUACCACCAAGAUAUCGGACCCCCUCAAGAAUAAGGCGGACAAAAGAAUCAAGAAGACAAGCUCUUCACUGGACAACAUGGAAGUGGUGACUGAGACACCGGAAACACCCAAAGCUCUCAAUUGGAACUAUCUCAGUUCUUACACACAACGACAGACGGCCAAACUGGACCACUCUAAACCACGCUCUGCCCUCGAGAGGUUUACACCAGGAGCACUGUUUGCACGAGUGGGGCUCUCCCUGUCGUUAGCAGGCCCUGACUAUUAUCGUGUUAUCUCGUCUGCUGUGUCUACUCACCUGCAACAAGAAGGGGACCCGUUUAGAGGAGCUGACUUUGCAGCAUUGGGCCUGACUCGAGUGAGAGAGGGAAGGGAGACUGUGUUCCAGACAGGAGAGUGUCGGAGGGCAUUGACUGCCUCGGAUGAUCUACUCAUACGGAGGAAACUCAGGAAACAAAAUCAAUCAGAGUUUCUGCCGCGACUGGACAGCCCCGCCUCCUGGGAGUCUCAGGACUACUCAACUGCUGUGUCCCUAUAUAAUUCCCUCGGCAAAAGGUUGUCAGGGAAACCAGCGUACAGAGUACAGGACUCUAGUGUGGGGGAACUGUUGGUAGCUAGGUAGCUAGUAUCUCGUGUUAGAUUGCGUUAUAUAUAUAUUGUAUUACUUGAUAAUUUAUGAUCAAAAUUUACAAGAACCGAAGAACAUGAAUUAUCAUAA
Halichondria panicea is the source of this 1637-nucleotide messenger RNA. RefSeq names its product protein starmaker-like. The coding region runs from base 93 to 1541 and encodes 482 amino acids. The record is from RefSeq and is a predicted model, not a curated record. Lineage: Eukaryota; Metazoa; Porifera; Demospongiae; Suberitida; Halichondriidae. The transcript is spliced from 6 exons. Gene Ontology annotation, cellular component: RNA N6-methyladenosine methyltransferase complex.